UCGCCGUCAUGGUGUUGUUGGAAUGUGGAUUUCAUCAUAUUUGGGCUAUGUUGUUUUUGCCGUUUAUGCUGUUAGAUGUUUGUUGCAUAGUUGGAGCUUUCUAUUCCAUUCUUGGGUGUGUGUCUUGUGGACAUUUCGGUCUCAGGAAUUUCAG
This is a messenger RNA of Dentiscutata heterogama, 154 nucleotides long. The record is from the annotation of a GenBank genome assembly. Lineage: Eukaryota; Fungi; Glomeromycota; Glomeromycetes; Diversisporales; Gigasporaceae.